Molecule: messenger RNA, 1590 nt
Organism: Blepharisma stoltei
Lineage: Eukaryota; Ciliophora; Heterotrichea; Heterotrichida; Blepharismidae
Source: the annotation of a GenBank genome assembly
AUGUCUCAUAGCAGAUCAUCAUCUCAAAAUACACCUAACAUAAAAGAUCAAUUAACCCCAAUCACCCCUCUUUUCGCAUCAUUCUCUAAAACUGCCCUUGGAAUUUCUCCUUCACUGAUGAAAGUUAUAACAAUUCUAAAUACUUCUCCCACAAGCAGGUCCUCGAAUUUUUUGAAAACUCUUGUAACAAUAACUCAAGACGUCCCUUUCUUUAUUAGAAUAAGAAACGAAAUAAAUGAAAGUGCUCACAGAUCAUGCUGUCAAUACAUGCAUUAUUUAUUUAAAAACAAGAAUGAUGUUGUUUUCAAUGUUGGCGACCAAGGCGACUUAUUUUAUGUUAUUCUUAAUGGAACUGUAAAAGUUCUCGUCCCAACUGUUAUUUCUGAAGAAGAGACUCAGCUAAUGCAAGUCUCUACACUAGAAGCUGGCUGCUCUUUUGGAGAGCUUGCGUUACUAAAAAGUCAACCGCGUGCAGCUACUAUUAUUUGUGAUACAAAUACUCAUUUUGCGAUUUUAGAAAAACAUGACUAUUUACGUAUUUUAGGAGAAAAUUCCACUACAAAGCUGGAUGAUUUAAUUGAGUUUUUAGGCUCUUUGCCGGUGUUUUCAAAAUGGGCAAAAAGAGAGCUUGUAAAGCUAAGUUAUUAUUUUACUCCGAUUUCUUUUAAGAGAAACCAAGUGAUUUAUAGAGAAAAUGAUUCGCCAAAAGAUGUGUAUAUAAUUACAAAAGGAGAAGUAGAACUCUAUAGAAAAGUAAGCAUAGAGUUGCCUAUAAUGGACACAAAAUCAAAUCAAUAUGGAAGACCUAAAUUUAUAAAGAAAAAAAGCAAGUUCCAGCAAGCAAGACUUGCAAUAAAAAGCAAAGGAGAGUUUGUUGGCCACGAAGAAAUUAUUAAAGGCACAAAUAGACUUACUAGCUGUAAGUGCUAUUCAGAAACUGUGGAAAUGCUCUCUAUAUCUAAGCUAGAAUUCAAGCGCAGGAUACGAUCAGAAGACGCAUUAAACCAAUUUAUGGACUAUAAUAAAAUAAAAGAACUUCAUAGAGAAAAAAUCGUUAAGGACUUAAAAGACAUUCAAAGCAAUUCUACUCUAUUAUUGUCAAUAAGAAAAAACAACCAGCCAUCUCUUUCUGAAGACGAUGAUGUUAAACCAACAGUCCAUAGAUCUAAUUGCUUUUUAAAACCAUUUAAAAGCUCAACAGCUACAAUUUACUACGAAAAUACAGAGGAUGGCAGCUAUAUGAUUUCCCCGAAGCCAGCGAGCUCUUUUCUGCGUAGAAAAUCAUCACUAAAUUCUUUAAUGAGUGAUCAACUCUCAAAAUUCGAAGAUAAUUUACAGAUUUCACGACAAGAAACAAGACACAGAUUUUCAUCUUUUGACUUAAGUGGCUACUCAUAUGCAAAAGCAUUAUCUCCUAACUCAUCGCUACAAGGCUUUAUCCAUUUUGACAAGCCUCAAAAAACAGAAAAAAUAAAAGCUUCAAAGCCUCCUGAAGAAAUGAGUGCAAUUAAAGCGAAAUUAUUAAGGUGCAACAUCCUUGGGCCAAGCCGAAGAUCUUUUUCAAACUCCCUAUUUUCUCCUAAAACAUAA